CGCAAGUUCGUCGCCGACGGUGUCUUCUAUGCCGAGCUGAACGAGUUCUUCCAGCGCGAGCUGGCUGAGGAGGGCUACUCGGGUGUCGAAGUCCGUGUCACUCCCACCGUCACCGACAUCAGUACGUCGCUCGAAUCCACACCCUUUGCUUUGUUGCGUGCCAGGUUUUCUUUCGAUAUGGGGACAAGCGAAAACGGAUGAAAGAACGGAGGGGGGAAAAAGAAAAACAGCUUUCAGGCGAAAGGGACCGAUCGGGAAUUGGCACGAAUGGACGACAAGGAUCAAUUUCGAAUGCUAACGGAUGUUCUUUUUUCUUUAUAGUCAUCCGUGCCACCCACACCCAGGAGGUUCUGGGAGAGCAGGGCCGCCGCAUCCGCGAGUUGACCUCCCUCAUCCAGAAGCGCUUCAAGUUCCCCGAGAACUCCGUCUCCCUCUAUGCCGCUAAGGUCCAGAACCGCGGUCUCUCCGCCGUCGCUCAGUGCGAGUCCCUUCGCUACAAGCUCCUGAACGGUCUGGCCGUCCGUCGUGCUUGCUACGGUGUUCUCCGUUUCAUCAUGGAGAGCGGUGCCAAGGGUUGCGAGGUUGUCGUUUCCGGAAAGCUCCGUGCUGCCCGUGCCAAGUCCAUGAAGUUCACUGACGGAUUCAUGAUCCACUCCGGUCAGCCCGCUAAGGAAUUCAUCGACUCCGCCACCCGUCACGUUCUCCUCCGCCAGGGUGUCCUUGGUAUCAAGGUCAAGAUCAUGCGUGGCUCUGACCCCGAGGGCAAGGCCGGCCCCCAGAAGACUCUCCCCGACUCCGUCACCAUCAUCGAGCCCAAGGAGGAGCAGCCCAUCCUCCAGCCCAUGAGCCAGGACUACGGUGCCAAGGCUCUUGCCGCCCAGCAGCUCGCUGAGCAGCAGCGCCUGGCCGAGCAGCAGGCCACGGAGGGACAGGAAGGUGCCGGCGCCGAGACUUUUGCGCAGGAGUAAUCUGGUUUCUUUUCUUAGGCCCUGCUCUUUUUUCUUCGUUCCUGUCGUCCUACCUUGUUUCUUUACCUGACGCAAAUAAACAACUCCAUGAUCUUCCAAUGUUUUCCUUCUCGCCGCAUCUCCAACACCUGCGGAAGGCGUCUCCCUCAUUACGACUCUGUUCCUGAAAAAAGAGAAAGUUUCCUAGUGAAAGAUCUAGGUAGGAAAAAAGAUUGAUGUCCGAAACGAAAAUUACGGGGCUUCAAGAAACAAAACAAAAAAGAAUUUACGGUUUAUUUACAUUUUUUUUCUUUUCCAUGGGCGUAUGGUGGACUCCAGCUCUCUGGAAUCAACAUAAAAGCAAAAUAUCAC
Molecule: messenger RNA, 1319 nt
Organism: Aspergillus steynii IBT 23096
Lineage: Eukaryota; Fungi; Ascomycota; Eurotiomycetes; Eurotiales; Aspergillaceae
Product: 40S ribosomal protein uS3
Exons: 2
Coding region: 198-968 (256 amino acids)
Biological process (GO): translation
Cellular component (GO): nucleus; cytosolic small ribosomal subunit
Molecular function (GO): RNA binding; structural constituent of ribosome
Source: RefSeq, a predicted model, not a curated record